Messenger RNA from Neltuma alba, 661 nucleotides. Its product is annotated as transcriptional regulator SUPERMAN-like. The transcript has a single exon. Bases 20 to 661 code for a protein of 213 amino acids. NCBI's taxonomy places the organism in Eukaryota, Viridiplantae, Streptophyta, Magnoliopsida, Fabales, Fabaceae. The record is from RefSeq and is a predicted model, not a curated record.
UCUCGUUUCUUGGGGCAUAAUGGAACAAGGUCAAUUCUGGAUGUGGACGAAGAGGAAGUACUCUUUGAGCUCUUGUAAUCUCAUCACUUCAUCAUCAACAAAACCCUCUUCUUCUUAUGAUGAUUCGUCAUGGGAAGAGCAAGCUUUCGCGGAGGAUGCUUCUGGGCCUCUUGGUGGAUGCAUAUGGCCACCCAGAUCAUACACUUGCAGUUUCUGCAGAAGAGAGUUCAGAUCAGCACAAGCUCUAGGAGGCCACAUGAAUGUUCAUAGAAGGGAUAGAGCCAGACUGAAGCAACCCUCAAGCCCCCAAAACAAUGAACUUCACACAAUUCCAAAUACUUCUUCUUCACUUAUGGGUUUCUUAUAUCCGUAUAAUAAUAAUUGUUCUCCUACCAACAACCCUAAUUCUGUUCUUGUUGCUUCACCUUCUAAUAAGGCUUUAGUAGCUCCAUCGUCAAACACUGAGGAAACCAUAAUGGUUCCAGCUUACAAUUCUUCUUCUAUUAUUCCCCCCACGGACAUAAGGUGGCUUCUAAUUAUUCUCCUCUCUAUUCUUCUUCUAAAUCGAACCGCUCAAACUUCGCUGAAGCUGAAGCUGAGAAGAUCACAGAGGUAUUGGAUUGCAGGUGCGAGGAUAGUGGAAAAUCUGAUUGGCUUCUAG